AUGGGUGUCGGAGAGCGCCCGAUUGGCUCGAUGGGCAAGGCUGGAUGUGGGAGAUGUGUAUGCUUUGCGGUGAGGGCCAUGUUUUGGGGCGUCAUGAUGCUGGCGGCAUUGGGCAUCGUGUCCAUGUUUGUCACAAACAUCAGCUUUUACAAGAGGACGCACAGGACAACAAGGCUCCUCGUCCUCGCUGACAGUUUCUGGAAAGCUGGCUUCUACAGUGUCUCCAUCCUCGGAGUCUUGACGGUGCUCUCUGCCCUGGUCCACGGCAAGAACUCUUCAGAGGAUAGUGUCAAGGACUUCUGGCAGGGGACGCGCUUCGUCGAUCGGAAGAGCUUGCAGCAGCGCGGUUUCAUCAUCCAGCCCCUAGGUCUCUAUUUCCUCGGCGGCUUCCUCUUCAUUACGCAGGUGGUCCUAGAGGAGAAGAUCAUACCAGGAGCUGAGUUGGUAUCCCAGAAGUCUGAACAGGGACAUAAACGGUUUGGACGUCACCACGUUCUUGGUGAUGAAGUCGAGCCCGAGCACAGGUGUUUCUUCCUGGAGCAGGUAGACGGCAAGGUGGCUGCUGCUCUCCCCAACACCCACUGGGGGAAUCCGCCCUACGCGAAGCUGCGGCAGUUCAUGUUCCGCGGAUGGAGUGGCCAGGAGACACUGGAGCACGCACAGAUCAGCCACUACAUCAAGUCCGAUCGAAGCGUGCUCUCCUACCUGGAUGCCCUCUGGGGUGAGCACAUGCGCAGGAUACCCCCUUCGCAGUUGUCUUCAUGCUAUUAUGCCAAGGAGACGGUCGCCUCAUUUGCACUGAACCUCCCCACCGACGAUUUCAACGUAAAGUCGCUGCUGAAUGUCAGCAGCACGAACAGCAGCCGCCCAGAACGUUUCGAAUUUGCACCGGCUUACCUUGGCGCCGACGGCUGGCCCUGGAAUCGGCGCACUCUCUUUGCCAAAGAUUACAUGACGGCUUGCCUGUAUGUGUGCUACAGCUGGGCGGAGGGCUCUGCGGUUGCGAAGCUUCUGGAAUGCGGUAUGGUCAUCGGGGGUGGCCUUACAAUCGUGCUGAUUGCAAACGCAAUAGGACAUCAACUGGGCAGCUUGCUCAUCACUCACUCCACGCAGCCAAACGAGCUGGUGCAGGCCAUGUUGAGAGACUUCCGGGUGCUUUGGUACGCUCGACGCGCGAUGAUCCAGUUCUCCUGUCCGGGUGGACUCAAGCACCUCAAGCUCGAGAAUGACCCCGAGCUCAAGAAGCUGGAAGACACCUUCCGGAUGUUCACCCGGCUCGCGUGGCAGGCGCUGGGGUGGAUCUUCCUGAAGCUCGUUCUCGCCACCGUUGUGGUCUUCAAGAUUUAUCGGCCGCUGGCCAUCCGCUACACUCACUCCCUGGCUGAUCGGGCAAUCCUGAGGUGCUUACUGUAUCUCAGCGUCUUCAACCUUGGCCUUCGGUCGGUGCUGUGCUUUACGAAGAAGGUUUGGCGCGAAGGAGAAGACGACAGCUUCUACGACCAAAGCCCAGCUACAGUGGCUUUGGUCCCGGAUGCACCAGAGGCUCGAGCAUCGACUUCUGAUUCUGAGCGAACAGGCAUGGUCACCUACGACCUCUACGAGUGGAUAUCGCUCAGUGGAGACGAGGUCAUAAGCCUCCUCUUCAGCUACACCAAGCAAAUCGGGACCGAGGACUUGUUGGAGCCAUACCAGCAAAUCAAGGUGAAGCCGGCUCGGACAGUGCAUUUGGAUGGCCUUAGAUUUGGCUUCUGCAUUGGGCGCGACGCCACGGGGGAGAUCCUCUCGGACAAGCACGGUGCUCUUUGGGCAGGUGCGCAGGUCCAGGUGGAGUUUGACAGGGGCGAUGUGCAUUGCACAAAGGAGGAUCCACGGGUCAAGCAACUCACCGGCAAAGAAGAUCGGGAAGAUGAAAAGGAAGAGGUUCUGCAACAGAAGGUGAUUGUGAACCUUGACCCCGUCGACCUCAUCCGAGUGCAGGCAGAGGAGAUCUUCACGGAGGAAAAGUUCCGCCAGUGGUUGAAUGCCAAGGUGGACAAGAGGAAGGUGGACGACAAGGGGGAUCCGCUUAUGCCGCAGCCAGUGCAAUCGGCUCCCGGCGAUGCUGUGGGUGCAGAGGCCGUCAUCGAGGAGGUUGAGGCCCUGGAGGAGGCCUUGCAACAAACGGUGACGCGACAGCGAGCGCCAGGUGCCGGAAAGUAUGAUGCUGCCGUGGCGACCUAUGGCGUGCAGCUGAGGGCGUGGGUUGAUAUGCAGGUGGACGCGCGGCUCGGGCAGCUGUUGCCGAACUUCCUAGAAGGUGAGCUUGAGUCCCUUCGUUCCGAAAUCGUGGCAUCGCAGGAUGUCGCAGCCCAGGCGGGGCAUACCUCCGCAGCCAGGCUGGAGGGGGAGCUAGGAGCGGUGGCCGAUGCCCAGGCGAAGCUGCUGCAGGUCGUCGAGGGCAUGUCGCGCGAGUUGGCGCGCGCGAGGGCUGACCAUGGCAGCGACAGAGAAGCCUGGGACUCCGUGACCCAGGAGAUCAUGCGCGUAAAGGACCAGGUCUCCGCCCUGGAGCGCCACCUGUCGACGGUUCGUGGUGAGUUGGAGGAGGAUGCGCCCCUGAAAGAGCUCGGAAACUGGGCUGAGAGGAAGUUCGCCAUGGAGAGUCAGCGUCUCCAAAGCUUGGAGAAGGAGUUGGGCAACACCGAGGUGCGGCUCGGCACCAAAGUGCAAGAGAUGAAUGCCGAGGUGGCGCGCAUCCGGCUCGAUCUCGAGUCCAAGCUGACAGCGCAGAGGACGGACCUAGAGGGACGCGUCGAAUCACAGGCCGCCCGCCUACGGGAUUUGCCCAGUGGAGUACGCGACCGCGAUCUGGAGGCCCGCCUUCGCGCGGUGAAGGUCGAGCUUGAGGGGCUCGUGGAGUCACGCAACCGCGGGACUUUGGACCUCUUCGAGUCCCGGUUGGCGGAUCUGCGGAACCAGAUUGAGGACAAAUUGGAGACUUUGGUCCAAAGCCGUCUGGAGGUCUUGCGCCAGGAGUGCCAUCAGGAUGCAAAGAGCUGCGUCCAGGAAGCGCAGGUCCGGCUCAGCGAGGACGUCGUGGCGCUGCAGCAACGACUGGUCGCCGAACUGCGGGCGGAAACCACCGCGGCAUUAAAUCGUGAGUCCGCUGCUCUGGCCGCGCUUGACGAGCAGCUCUGGAUCACGGAUCAAAGGCUCGGGCAGCGCAUCGACGAGCUAGCGCAGAGCCGUCUUCGGGAGCGAAGUGCCUCAGGCGUGAAAGGUGGCCGGCUCUUAUCUUCGAUUCUCACAGAGACCUUCGAGGACAGCGAUCGCACCCAGGCAGAGCCGGUCACCCCGGAGGCCUCGAGCCGUCGGGCGGCGCAGCGUAUCUCGGGCGGAGUACUGGCGGCAGCGCAGCGCGCCGCCAAGUCGCUUCUGGAGGAGGCCAGGACGCCUGAGCCAGCCGAGGAGGACGGGAUGCGACGAGACAGCUCCCGCCGCAACACACGCCAUCAGCGGGACAUCCAAGAGGCUGCAAGUAGGCUCCUGCGCCGUGACGACGAAGUUGGAGCAUCACAUCGAUCGUCCAGAAGAUGA
Molecule: messenger RNA, 3576 nt
Organism: Symbiodinium sp. CCMP2456
Lineage: Eukaryota; Dinophyceae; Suessiales; Symbiodiniaceae
Source: the annotation of a GenBank genome assembly